AUGUCUCAUACUCAACCUUCUCCGACUGCGAGCGUCGCUCAGCACCAUGCGCACAUGGCGGCGCAUCCGCAGGUCAAUGGUCAUAUGCAGCCGAUGCCCGCACAAGGACAGAAAGCUGUGCCUCUCACCACUGCCCAGAAGAUUACAGCCCUCAAUGAGUCAGUCUGGCUUCAAAUUGGAAGCAUGACUGAAUUGAUGGGGGAUCUGGAUGGCUCAAUGAACGCUUACGAGCAGGCUCUGCGCCAUAACCAAUGGUCUGUGCCAGCUAUGAAUGCCAUCUCAUGCAUCCUCAGAACCAAGGAACAAUUCCCCAAGGCGAUCGAAUACCUCCAGAACAUUCUGAAGCUGGAUCCAGCUAGCGGUGAGACCUGGGGGAGCUUGGGACACUGUCAUUUGAUGAUGGACAACUUGCAGGAAGCAUACACCUCGUAUCAACAGGCUUUAUAUCACCUUCGUGAUCCUAAGGAGCCUAAACUUUGGUACGGAAUCGGAAUACUCUAUGAUCGCUACGGAUCCCUGGAUCAUGCCGAGGAAGCUUUCUCCCAGGUUAUGCGCAUGGCUCCGGAUUUCGAGAAGGCCAAUGAGAUUUACUUCCGUCUCGGUAUCAUAUACAAGCAGCAGCAAAAGUUCAGCCAAAGUUUGGAGUGCUUCAAAUACAUUGUCAACGACCCGCCUCGCCCUUUGACUGAGGAGGAUAUCUGGUUCCAAAUUGGCCAUGUUCACGAACAACAAAAGGAUUUCGAUUCCGCACAAGCUGCCUACCGUCGCGUCCUCGAUCGCGAUCCUAACCACGCCAAGGUUCUCCAGCAGCUCGGAUGGCUCUACCACCAGCAGAGCACUAGCUACUCGAGCCAGGACAAGGCCAUUGAGUUCUUGGAGAAGUCUGUCAGCGCAGAUAACACCGAUGCUCAAAGUUGGUACCUUCUGGGUCGUUGCUACAUGUCGCAGGCCAAAUACCCCAAAGCCUACGAAGCCUACCAGCAAGCUGUCUACCGCGACGGUCGCAACCCAACCUUCUGGUGCUCGAUCGGUGUACUGUAUUACCAGAUCAAUCAGUACCGCGAUGCGCUUGACGCCUACUCUCGCGCUAUUCGCUUGAACCCUUACAUUUCGGAAGUCUGGUAUGAUCUGGGUACUCUGUACGAGUCCUGCAACAACCAGAUUGCCGACGCCCUUGACGCAUAUGGCCGUGCUGCGGACCUCGAUCCCAGCAAUGUUCACAUUAAAGCUCGUCUACAGCUUCUCCAGAGUCAAAUGUCUGGCUCCGCUCCCCAACAAGGUUCCGCGCCCGCGCCCCAGCCGCAAGAUGUCCACCCACAGGCAUAUCAAAACGGUGUCGGUCAACCCCCAGCUCCUCAGUGGGGUGCUCCAGCACCUGUUGGCCCACCACCUCAGGCACCUGCACCUCCCCGCCAUGUCGCUGAUUGGAACCGAGGUAUCAACGAUCUUACAUCUGCGCCUCCUCCCAGUGGUCCUCCUCCCGGCAUUGAGGCCCGCGACAUGCCUCGCAUCCCCGGUGUGGCUCCACAGGCCAGUCCUCGCCAGGAGCCUGGUCGCGUAUUCCCUGACCCUGCUCGUGGGCCGCCUCGUUCCCCAAAGAUGGGUGGUCCCGCUGGUUACCCUCCCCCACAUACUCUCCCUCAGUUGGGAAAUGGACCAGCCCCCGGACAUGAACGUGCCCCUAGUAGCGGUCCCGGAUUCAAUGCUCCUGCUCGUGGCCCUCUUCCUCCAGCACCUGGCGCUGCUCCUCCCCCACCUGGACCUAACACUGGAGCUCCUCCUGUUGGUGGAGCCCCUCCCCCAUACCACCGCCCCUUCAGUCCCCCGACUGAGAUCCGUCCUAUCCGCGAUGAGCGUCCUCCUUCCCCUAGCGCUGGAUACCCCCACCAGAACUACCACCCCGGUCCUACUGCUGGUGGCCCUGGCCCUAACCCCCCUCCUGGCCCUGGCGUUAACUCAACCGGCAUUGCCUCGGGUGCUCCUGCACCUGCUGCCGCUGCCGCCGCCGCUGAGGCUGCUGCCCGUGAGCGCGGUGAAGAUCGUCCCACCUCUGCCAUGAAGCGUGGCCGUGAGUGGGAAGAGUCUGGUCCAGUGAAGAAGCUGGCAAGUGAUGAAAACCGCGCUCGUCUAGAUGAUCAGAAUAGCCGCCGUGCAAGCCCUCCAGCCCACAUGCCAUCUCCUGGUGAGAUGCAGCGUCGUAGCUCCUCUGAAGCUCGUCGUGAGGAUGCUCGCCGAGCUAACGAGAACUAUCACCCCUCUGAAGCUGCACACCACCCUCCUACUCUGCCUUCCAUUCAGAGCAUGCCACCCCACGCCCCCGGUGGCCCCAGCCUCCCUCCAAUGGCUGAAAGCUCUGUCCCUCCCUCUAACGGACCCCCAUCAGCUCCUCCAUCGGCCAAUACCCCGGUCAAGGAGGAAGCACCUCGUCCUGAGCCACCUUCCUCCCACGAGCCUCCAGCUCGUAAGAUGGAUGUUGACGAGGACUACGAUGACGAAGUGGAAGAGGAGAAGAAGGUCAGUGCCGCGGCCAAGGAUAGCCCGAAUGGUAGUGCCGCUGGCGCCGCCAAUGGAGCUGGCGUUGCUGGCAACGGUCGCCCGGACCCUCAGCGGCACCUGUUAAAAGGCUUAAACAGCGGGGUCAAGAUGAGUCACCGGAAGUACGAAGCUCCUCGCCACGGCUCUCUCGCCUACCUCCCGCGCAAGCGCGCUGCCCGCCACCGCGGAAAGGUCAAGAGCUUCCCUAAGGAUGACGCCAAGAAGCCCGUCCACCUGACUGCCUCCAUGGGCUACAAGGCCGGUAUGACCACCAUCGUCCGUGACCUUGACCGUCCCGGUGCCAAGAUGCACAAGAAGGAGAUCGUUGAGGCCGCUACCGUCAUCGAGACCCCUCCUCUCGUUGCCGUUGGUGUUGUCGGUUACAUCGAGACUCCCCGUGGUCUCCGCUCUCUCACCACCGUCUGGGCUGAGCACCUGAGCGACGAGGUCAAGCGUCGCUUCUACAAGAACUGGUACAAGUCCAAGAAGAAGGCCUUCACCAAGUACGCCAAGGGCCACGCCGAGUCCUCUGGUGCCUCCGUCACCCGUGAGCUUGAGCGCAUCAAGAAGUACUGCACUGUCGUCCGUGUCCUUGCCCACACUCAGAUCCGCAAGACCCCCAUCAAGCAGAAGAAGGCCCACCUUAUGGAGAUCCAGGUCAACGGUGGCUCCGUUGCCGACAAGGUUGACUUCUCCCGCAACCUCUUCGAGAAGACCAUCGACAUCGACAGCAUCUUCGAGAAGGACGAGAUGAUUGAUGUCAUCGCCGUUACCAAGGGUCACGGUUUCUCCGGUGUCACCAGCCGUUGGGGUACCACCAAGCUUCCCCGUAAGACCCACAAGGGUCUGCGUAAGGUCGCCUGUAUUGGUGCUUGGCACCCUAACCACGUCCAGUGGACUGUUGCCCGUGCCGGUCAGGACGGAUACCACCACCGUACCUCCUGCAACCACAAGGUCUUCCGUAUCGGUAAGGCCAGCGAUGAGGGCUCCGCCUCCACCGAGUUCGACAUCUCCAAGAAGCAGAUCACCCCCAUGGGUGGUUUCGUUCACUACGGUGAGGUCAAGAACGACUGGGUUCUGCUUAAGGGCUCCGUUCCCGGUGUUAAGAAGCGUGUCAUGACUCUGCGUAAGACUCUGUACCCCCAGACCAACCGCAGGGCCACCGAGAAGGUCGACCUCAAGUGGAUCGAUACCUCCUCCAAGUUCGGUCACGGUGCUUUCCAGACCUUCGAGGAGAAGAAGCAGUUCAUCGGUACCCUCAAGAAGGAUCUCGUUACCGAGGUCUAA
This is a messenger RNA of Penicillium angulare, 3822 nucleotides long. RefSeq names its product 60S ribosomal uL3 domain-containing protein. Gene Ontology annotation, cellular component: cytosolic large ribosomal subunit; ribosome. The transcript is spliced from 12 exons. Gene Ontology annotation, molecular function: structural constituent of ribosome; protein binding; RNA binding. Lineage: Eukaryota; Fungi; Ascomycota; Eurotiomycetes; Eurotiales; Aspergillaceae. Bases 1 to 3822 code for a protein of 1273 amino acids. Gene Ontology annotation, biological process: ribosomal large subunit assembly; translation. The record is from RefSeq and is a predicted model, not a curated record.